AUGCGUCAAGCGGGCCAAUGUAUGCCUGCAGACGAUGGCGAGGGAUCUGACACGUCAAUCGCAGAGCCUGAGGAUAGCGAGCUGAGCGAUUGGGACAGUCUCGAAGUCGACGAUGUUGAAUACACAGACGAGGAUCUAAAAGACUUUGGACGACCAGGACGACGGCGCCAUAUCGGAGAUCAUGAUUCGACACUGUUCGGCAACAUGCAGGAGUACGUGUGGGCGCAAACGACUCUGAGCAAGGAGAAGUAG
Messenger RNA from Alternaria infectoria, 252 nucleotides. RefSeq lists its product as uncharacterized. Bases 1 to 252 code for a protein of 83 amino acids. The transcript has 2 exons. The record is from RefSeq and is a predicted model, not a curated record. Lineage: Eukaryota; Fungi; Ascomycota; Dothideomycetes; Pleosporales; Pleosporaceae.